Molecule: messenger RNA, 831 nt
Organism: Phytophthora infestans T30-4
Lineage: Eukaryota; Oomycota; Peronosporomycetes; Peronosporales; Peronosporaceae
Exons: 3
Coding region: 1-831 (276 amino acids)
Source: RefSeq, a predicted model, not a curated record
AUGGCCAAGCACGCGCUAGUUGUCGGUGCCUCGUCGGGCAUCGGGCUCGCCGUGGCGCUGAAAAUGGCGCCUAUGGUCGAUAAGCUGACGUUGUGCUCGCGGAGAUGCCCGCCGGACCUAGUAGCGUCCAUCCGUGCCAAGUACCCGGGUCUUGAUGUGGUUUACGAACGCUUGGACGUGUCUCUUUUGCACGAGGUACGUCGGUUCACUGCGCGACACAAGGACACCAAGUUCGACUGGAUCGUCCUCACGGCCGGUAUCCUGUCACUCAAUGGACGCACCGAGACAAAGGAGGGACUCGAUGUCAAGAUGAGCACUCACUAUUACGGACGUUUCAUGUUGGUGCACGACUUGCUGGCAGGGCUGGACCGUCCAGGAGUACGUGUGCUUAACGUGCUGGGAGCGGGUCGUGGCGGAGCGCCUCAUCUAAACGACUUGGAUCUGAAGGCGAAUUACUCGAUCAAACACUGCGCCGAUGCAACGACGCUCUACUCGGAUCUGAUGGCGCAGGCAUUGUCGGAGCACGCACCCAACGCGUCCUUCAUGCACAUCUACCCUGGUUUUGUCAACACGGGGCUGUUCAACCGCUUUCCGUGGUAUGUUCGAGUGCCAUCCAAAGUCUUCGCAGUAGUCGCGGCGCACUCGCCGGAACGAUGUGCUGAGUACUUAGUCGCCACUCUUACGAAACCCGAGUUCGCGACGGGGUGGAAGCUGUUGGGAGAACGUGGAGAGCCUCUUUCCAAGACGAAAUACCACACGGACAAGCUCAAGAAUACCGUCUGGGACCACACACUUAAGACCAUCGAGACCGUGAUGAAACCAGUGAAAUGA